AAUUUUAAUGGGUGGAUGUAUGGGCCCGGGUCUUGCGUACCGUUAUGUACUGGAAACCAAUACGAAGUGGGGACGAGAAGUCGGGUGAGGUUACGUCUUGAGCUCGACGCCGUCAGUUUUCAGACGUUGAAGAACUCUAGAUAUUUAUUAACCGCGGUUGGGUUAGUAGUCCAACUCCAGUCACCGCCUUCCCGAUUUAAACACCGUGGAGCGUCAGGCAGAGUUCGACGGAAGAGUAACAAGGCGACCGAGCGGGAGAGGAAGACGAUGAUGAUGAUUGGGCGAGGGGUCAACCAUCAAAAUCCGACCGUGCACGUUCCUCCUUGGUUCUCUCUCGAGGAUACGGCGACCGGCGACGGCCUCUUCGACGAUGCAGCUCUCGCUGCGCUGCAGCUUUAUUUUGGAGAGGAGGCAGGUGAGGACUCACCGCCGGUGGUGGACGCAUACGCUUCCGAUGAGUUCCGGAUGUAUGAGUUCAAGGUGCGACGGUGCGGCCGGGGGCGAGCCCACGACUGGACCGAGUGUCCCUUCGCGCACCCGGGCGAGAAGGCCCGUCGCCGCGACCCUCAGAAGCAACGGUACUCCGGCGCCCCGUGCCCGGAAUUCCGAAAGGCCGGUGGGUGCAAGCGCGGCGACGGUUGUGAGUUCGCACACGGCGUGUUCGAGUGUUGGCUCCACCCGGAGCGAUACCGCACCCAGCCCUGCAAGGACGGCACGGCCUGCCUCCGCCGCGUUUGCUUCUUCGCCCACACACCCGACCAGCUCCGCCUGGUGCCGACGCCGCAGCAGCACCAGAAGUGUUCCCCGUCGACCGCGGCUGCCGAGUCAAACUGCCUACAAACGUACCUCGCCAAUACUCUGGCUUCAUCGCCUACGUCGCCGCCGAUGUCUCCGUCGACCGAGUCUCCGCCAAUAUCGCCGAGCAGCACGAAGCUGCGGCGAACGUCGUGGCAAGCCGGCUCGUCGGUGAACGAGAUCGUGGCUUCGUUGAGGCAGCUACAACUGGCGAAGGCGAAGUCGGUGCCUAGCUCCUGGGCGUUCCAGGCGACUGGAAGCGGCGGCGGGUUCUCCUCUCCUACGGCCGGGUUUAAUUCCGGCUUCUAUAGCACGCCCUCGACUCCCACAUCGACCGGCUGGCUGGAGGAAGAGGAGGCUCCGAAGAGGGUCGAGUCAGGGAGGCCCCUGAGGGCGAAGAUGUUCGAAAGACUGAGCAAAGAAAGCAUCUUUGAGAUGGCAGAAGCCGCAACGCCGGACGUGCAGUGGGUCUCCGAGCUGCUCCAGUAAAUCAUAAGAAAUCGUGAAGAAUCUCAGAAACCUAAACCAUCAUCCUCAUUCUUUGUCACCAUGCAUAUACAUAUCCUCCAAAACCUCAAAAUCUCCAAAAUCACAAAAAAAAAAAAAAAAAAAAAAAAAAGGUGUUCUUGAUUGUGCAUAUAAAUAACGACGAAGGAUAAAGAUCAACUUUUCCUGUACAAAGACGAAUCACAAGUAGCGAUGGAAGCAAACCUUGUGAUUUUUGGAUCACUGGUUAGUGUCUGCUGUCAGUCUGGUCCUGUGGAGAGUUUUAAUCGCUUUAAUCAUGCUAGCGUGUCUCCUUCAUUGUUGUUGUCAACCUUUCUUUCUAUCCAAUAAAUUUUCUGCCGAUUUUCCCCCCA
Zingiber officinale is the source of this 1655-nucleotide messenger RNA. Its product is annotated as zinc finger CCCH domain-containing protein 20-like. NCBI's taxonomy places the organism in Eukaryota, Viridiplantae, Streptophyta, Magnoliopsida, Zingiberales, Zingiberaceae. The transcript has a single exon. Gene Ontology annotation, molecular function: metal ion binding. The coding region runs from base 16 to 1284 and encodes 422 amino acids. The record is from RefSeq and is a predicted model, not a curated record.